Messenger RNA from Rotaria socialis, 1185 nucleotides. NCBI's taxonomy places the organism in Eukaryota, Metazoa, Rotifera, Eurotatoria, Philodinida, Philodinidae. The record is from the annotation of a GenBank genome assembly.
AUGUCACUUAUUUCAAAUGAAUAUGUCGGAUAUUUUCCUGAACUAUCUCAGAUAGUUCUUCAAAAAUUAUGUGCUAAUAGAACUCAACGAGAAAAAAUACCAAGUGUUCCUUUGUUUGUAGCUCAUUAUAAAAUGCUUCCGUGUGUCUUCAAAUUUUCACACCCAGAAUCCAAUGCUUUACUGCAUAUGCCAUCAAUUUUGAACUACUUGAAAAAUGAAUAUGGACACGAUUUAACCAAUGAUGUUGUUUUACAACGCUAUCAUAAAAAAUCCAAACAAUUUUUUGCUCAGUAUCGCUUGUGUAAUCUUGGUAACGGUAUAAUAAUAUAUUUUCAUGGUGUGAAGUUUAUGUCGGAUAUUCAAAAUCCAAAUAAUUAUUCUUCAGAUGCAUUUGAUGAUUGUUUUCUUGUAAUAUCAUCAAUUGCAAUCUAUUAUCUUCCUGAACACGAUAUCAAAGUACAAAAUAUGGUUAAAGAUCUUUUAAAAUACUAUGUCUUUGAAUCGAAAUUCUUGAAACUUAGCAUGAUUUGUCGCCAUCAAAAUUCAGCGUAUUAUUUGAGGGACAUAAAAAUUAAAAAACCAAUGAUUCUUGACUUAGAAUUGCAUUAUGGACAAAAUUUUGUUAAAGUUCAUGAGAAAAUUCUCAAUGCAUGCAAUAAAAAACAAGGCAAAGGAAUUGUUUUACUACAUGGUAUACCCGGUAGUGGUAAAACUCAUUAUAUCCGUUAUUUAAUAGAAGAAAUUCGAGAAAAAAAAUUAAUUUAUAUUCCUCCAGAUAUGGCUAAACAUAUUUCAAAACCUGAAUUUCUGGCUUUUUUACUAACACAUCCCGAUUCUAUUUUAAUCAUUGAAGAUGCUGAAAAUAUAAUAUGUGAUCGAAAUGAAAUGACAUUUAAUGCAUCUCAAGCGGUUGCCAAUUUAUUAAAUUUAUCUGAUGGUUUAUUAGGUGAUGCCAUGCAUAUGCAAAUUAUUGCAACAUUUAAUUGUGAUUUAACAAUCAUUGAUAAAGCUCUAUUACGUAAAGGACGAUUAAUAGCUGACUAUGAAUUCGGUAAAUUAGAUGUUGAUAGUGCUCAAGAAUUGUCGAAUAGAUUAGGUUUUGGUAUGGAACAUAUUUCCACACCCAUGACUUUGGCAGAAAUUUAUAAUCAAAAUAAAGGAAACGAUAUUGAAUUUAUAGUUUGA